Rhododendron vialii is the source of this 1234-nucleotide messenger RNA. Its product is annotated as protein DCL homolog, chloroplastic. The transcript is spliced from 3 exons. Gene Ontology annotation, biological process: chloroplast organization; chloroplast rRNA processing. The record is from RefSeq and is a predicted model, not a curated record. NCBI's taxonomy places the organism in Eukaryota, Viridiplantae, Streptophyta, Magnoliopsida, Ericales, Ericaceae. Gene Ontology annotation, cellular component: chloroplast. Bases 162 to 815 code for a protein of 217 amino acids.
UGGCGUAACUCCUCUCCCCUAACAAAAAGCAGAACUCAGCAGAACCCUAGCAAAUCCCACGCCAAACCCCUUUUUCCAUAAGAGAACAUGGUGAUAACGAGCGCAUCAGAAUCGCAGCAACAGUAAUAAAAAAGUAUCAUCACUUGUACGAGUCUUCAGUAAUGGCGUCUUCAGUAUCCAAUUUGAAGUCGCCGCCAAUCCACCUCCACCGCAGAAACCCAUUCUCCCUCCCACUACCCCUAUCCGCUCUCUCCUUCCCUUCUUCUUCCCACCGGUUUCCCAGCCGUGCCCUGAAAACCCGGUCUGCCGCGGGCGGAAUCAGGAGCGGCGGCGGGGACGGUUACUCCUCCUCGGCGGACGUGCUGAGGAAGCCGGUUGUCGUUCCGGAAGAGGACCCGUCCGGAGAUUCUGAGGACGAGGACGAGGGUGAUAAUGAAGAGGUGCGGGUUGAGGACAAGAUUUUGGAGGAUACGGUGCCCCUUGUUGGGUUUGCCCGGAUGGUUCUCCACUCUGGAAAAUAUGAAAGUGGUGAAAGAUUAAGUCCCCAGCAUGAGAAGGUUAUCCUAGAGAGGUUUCUUCCAUAUCAUCCGGAGUGUGAAAUGAAGAUCGGAUGUGGAGUUGAUUACAUCACGAUUGGGUACCAUCCUGAUUUUCCAUACUCGCGAUGUUUGUUCAUAGUCCGGAAGGACGGGAAGGUGAUCGAUUUUUCCUUUUGGAAAUGCAUAAAGGGCUUGGUCAGAAAAAAGUAUCCGCUUCACGCGAACAGCUUUAUUCUCAGGCAUUUCCGAUGGCGUAGGCAUAUCGACUGGAGGUAGGUGUAGACAUUCCAAACUUGUGCCGUCCUAGUAUUGUAUGCCUUUCUUUUUCUGUGUUGCUUUGUAUGUCCUCUUCUUCUGGUGAAAGAUAUUCUGGAAUUUAGAGACAAAUAUUUGGAAUUACUGGUGGGAGAAACAAAAGAAAAUACGAACUUAAAAUAUCAAGUGAGACUAGAAAAGCAUUAUUUUGUAAGGUAUUGCUCCAAAAGUUGAUUUGGUUUGUCCCCAUCAACAAAACAAACAUGUUCUCUUCAGAAAUUCAGGCAGCAUUUUAGGUAUGUAUCUUUUUUUGUUCCUUUGUUUUCUUGGGGCAAAGGAUCAAGAUGUACAAUUAUAUAAGCAAUGCUUAGUGAUUUCCAACUUUUGAAUUGAUGUCAUGUAACUCAGCUUGCCUGAAUACCAUCAAGUGCUAUUGUAUU